Messenger RNA from Stylophora pistillata, 1772 nucleotides. RefSeq names its product phosphoserine phosphatase. Gene Ontology annotation, biological process: L-serine biosynthetic process; dephosphorylation. The record is from RefSeq and is a predicted model, not a curated record. Gene Ontology annotation, molecular function: magnesium ion binding; L-phosphoserine phosphatase activity. Gene Ontology annotation, cellular component: cytoplasm. Lineage: Eukaryota; Metazoa; Cnidaria; Anthozoa; Scleractinia; Pocilloporidae.
UGAAUGUGUCGGCUAAAAGUUAUAUCACUUCACCGUCGCUUUUUCAACAUUCUGUGCGCGCCAACCGAUAAUCAGGGGUAAACCUACACGAUAUUUAACUACAAUGGUAAUCCAGCAAGCGAAACAAGUGUGGAAAAAGGCGGACGCUGUCUGUUUUGAUGUAGAUAGUACAGUCAUAACGGACGAGGGCAUCGAUGAACUUGCCGCAUUUUGCGGAAAAGGGAAAGAAGUAUCACAAUGGACUACUAGAGCAAUGGGAGGGGGUAUUUCAUUCAGAACAGCACUUAGGGAGAGACUGGGAAUUAUCGGUGCAACAAGAGAGAAGCUUCAUAAGUUUAUAGAGAGAAGUCCUGUCCAUCUCACACCAGGAAUAAGGGAACUAGUGAAGAGGCUUCAGGAACGAGGCACUGCAGUUUACCUUGUAUCAGGUGGAUUUAGAAGAGUUAUUCAGGGUGCUGCAGAACAGCUUAAUAUACCUGAUGAAAAUGUAUUUGCUAAUAGACUGCAGUUUGAUGAUGAAGGGCAUUACUGUGGCUUUGAUGAAAAUGAGCUCACCUCAGACUCUGGAGGGAAGACCAAGGUUCUGCAGCUUUUGAAAGAAAAGCAUAGAUACAAAAGUUUGGUUAUGAUUGGUGAUGGGGCUACAGACCUAGAGACAUUCCCAUCUGCAGCUGACACAUUUAUAGGCUUUGGGGGUAAUGUUGUGAGAGAAAAGGUGAAGGCACAGGCUCCAUGGUAUGUGACUGACUUCAAAGAGCUUUUAAAAGAGCUGAAUCCAACUUCUCAAAGUGGAGUGAUCGAAAAAGGAACUGAAAAUCUACAUGGAGCAUCAGAACAUCUACUGAAUGGAGUGAAUGGAGCAAGUGAACAUCUAAUCACUGGAGUAAAUGGAAAACACUACAUUUAAAUGGAACAAUACAGUGAACAAAUCUAUCAGGGACACAGCAUUAUUUAUCGUUGAGACAUUUUAAUUAUCUAUGACAAUCUUUUGCGCUAGCCAUUGUGUGCUGAAUUUUACAUAUUAAUGAUAUAAAUUAUUAUUUAUUGACGAUACAAACUAAUUGAAUCUCAUGAAAGAGUUUUUAAAUCUCGCAGAAAAGAAAUUGAAGGAAUUAUUUUUAAGUCAAAACACGUGUUCAACAAUUUUUAGCAGACAUGGUGACUGCGCAGUCAAUUAGCCAAGGAAAAUCAUUUUAUAGUUUGAGGUCUCUUUAGAACACUGUUAGGGACCUUAAGCAACCACGAAGGCAACGGCAACGAGGACGUGGCGAAACAAAGGAUCUAAUUGGCACGUGCAUUUUAAAACUUUCUACUUUUCUUAGCCGUUUUCUGCCAAACAACAACGUGAACAUUUAAGUUGUCCGGAAUGGAAACACCGACGGCAAAUGAUUGAAGUUUAAAUUCGGAACUAACUUCGCUCACUUACGUGAUGCCGAGGUUGAGGCGUGGCGCCACAAGAGACAGUAAAUACAUCCAGCCAUUCACGAAAUUCUUACUCUUAACCUAAAUUCACUUUUUCGCCAGUGGUUUCUUGGUUUUGUUCUUUAUUGGUCUUUUCGCCGUGGUUGUCCUCACUGCUUAAGGUCCCUAUUGUCACGGCGGUACCACUCUGUUGAACAUGAGGCAACAUCGUCAUUUAUUCCAGCAAAGUAUAAUUCAUUGUCUCUACCAAUAUGAUGCUAUUUUCGUGUGAUACAGUAAUUCACGGCAAAUGUAAAGGUGUCUCUUUUUCAAGCUAUUAUAUCUCUUUUAUAAAAGAUGUGAUCAACCAA